Messenger RNA from Oldenlandia corymbosa var. corymbosa, 630 nucleotides. The record is from the annotation of a GenBank genome assembly. NCBI's taxonomy places the organism in Eukaryota, Viridiplantae, Streptophyta, Magnoliopsida, Gentianales, Rubiaceae.
AUGAACAUCACCCCACAACAAACCUUCAAUGAGAUCUCAGUUUCCCUUAGGGUUUUGGAAAAGAAAUCACCUUGCAACUUCUUGGUUUUCGGGUUAGGGCACGACAGCCUAAUGUGGACGUCCCUCAACUAUGGCGGCCGGACGGUGUUUGUUGAAGAGGACAACUCAUGGAUAGAACAAGUCAAGAGUAAGUUACCUAACUUGGAAGCUUACCACGUUGUUUACGACACGAAAGUCACACAAGCGGACGAGCUUUUGGAAGCCAACAUGAAGGAUGAAGAGUGCAAAGUCGUCGGCGAUCCGAGGUUUUCGAAAUGUAGGCUCGCGCUCAAGAGUUUGCCUAAUGAGGUUUACGAUGUGGAGUGGGACUUGAUCAUGGUGGAUGCUCCGACCGGGUGGCACGACGAAGCUCCGGGGAGAAUGGCGGCGAUUUACACCGCCGGGUUGAUGGCUAGAAAUAGAGAAAGCGGUGAGACUGAUGUGUUUGUUCAUGAUGUUGAUCGGAACAUUGAGGACAAAUUCUCAAUGGCGUUUUUGUGUGAAGGUUAUUUUAGAGAACAAGAAGGAAGGAUUAGGCAUUUCACCAUUCCAAGUCAUAGAGCUCGUUUAGGUAGACCAUUUUGUCCUUAG